GAAGAAGAAGAAGGAGACGACGGCGCACUAGGAUCGUGCUUUGUCAUUGGUUGAGUGCAAAGUGUUUCAGGAAGCAGAUAUGUUAUUCGGUUUCCAACGCAGAAGCCACAAUAAGUGGAACCUUUGAACAAUACAAAGAUGAUUCGACGACCGCGACAAACAGCUGCAAAAGCUGUCAACUACAGAAAUGAAGAAUCUGACUUAUUCGAUAGUUGUGAGGAAGGUGAGGAAUGGAAGCCACCAGAGCCAAAGCAGAAAGCCCCCGGGAGGAUCACGAGAGCUCCUGCAGCGGGGGAGAAAAAAACAGCUGCUAAGAGACCUGCGAAGGAACCGAAGGAACCAAAGGCACCUAAAGAACCCAAAGUCCCCAAAGUAACAAGAGUUCCUAAGCCAAGGGCACCUCGGAAGUGUCCAAAAACAGAGGGCGUUAAAUGUGUGAAAGACUCAAAGGUGUCUGUCCUGCCUGCAACCAAGAGAAAGAAUUUAGAUGAAGACAAUAAGCAUGAAAUUGUUAAACAUUCUGAGUUUCCAGUGGAAGGCAAGACUGAAAACAGUGCAACAAGUAUUAAAAUGAAGGAGGAGAGGGUGUCAUUCUUUGUGUCUGAACCCAUUGGGGCACAUGAGGGGCCAUCAAUAGCUCUUGAUGGGCUAAGACCAAAGAAAGAAGAGGUGGAGGAGGAUUUCAGAUUUGAUGAGCCUUGUCUGAAGAAACAGAAAACCAGUGAUACCAGAUUAGGACAUACAAGUGCUUUACCGUCAUCAGAAGCACAGACUCUAAGGAAUGAUCUCAAUAUGAACUGGGAUUUGAUAGAGGUACUGUCCACUCUGACGUGUGUGGAACCAUGGGUCUGUGCUAAUAUCACUAUGUUGCUUCGUGAGGAGAACACAGUGCCGUUCAUGGUGCGGUAUCGCAAAGAGAUGAUUAACCACAUGGAUGCUGAUGCUGUUCGAGAUGUCCAGCUGGUAUAUGAGGAGUUAUGUGUUCUUUCUAAGAAGACCCAGUCUGUGAUUAAUACUAUGAGGAAGGAUGGUGUUUUAACAGCUGAGUUAGAACAAAACCUGAGGAGCUGCAGAUCAGCUGAUGAAUUGGAUCAUGUGUAUUCUCCCUACAAAAAAGGCAGCAAGCUGUCAAAGGCACGCAGGGCUAAAGAGCUUGGCCUUGAAGGAGCAGCCAUUGGACUGAUAGACUCACCACAUACACUGGAUUUAAACACAUGGGUUAAACCUGGCACCAAAGGUCUGUCGUCGGUGGAAGAAGUGGCUACAGGUGUGGAACAUAUCCUAGCUGAUAUGAUUGCCAAAGACCCUGAAACGCUCACCUAUGUGAAAACACUGUGUGAAAACAGCUUUGUGACCAUCCAGUCCGCUGUGUCUAAGUCAGCUCUAAAAGAAAAGGAGCAGGAGAAGUCAGAGGAAGGCCACAAACAAGCAGGGCCACAUCACAACAAAAACAAGGAUGUCGACAAGUUCCAUCUCUACUUUGACUUCACUUGCAACAUUCAACGGAUCCAGCCCCAUCAGACCCUGGCUAUUAACCGAGGGGAGAGUCUGAAGAUUCUGACAGUGAAGGUGAACAUUCCGGACAGGGUGAAGAAUGACUUCAUCAAGUGGUGCAUAAACAACAGGUGGAGGACGAAGACAUUUGCAAGAGAUGAGAUCCGUUUAAUCAUCAAGAAUGCAGUAGAGGACUCCUAUAAAAGGCUUAUCCUGCCUUUCCUCACUAGGGGUUACAGAACCAAGCUGACAGCUGCAGCGGAGAAGCAGUCAAUUGUCAUGUUUGUGCAGAACCUCCGCCGGCGUCUGCUGGUGUGUCCAGUCAGGGGCUGUGUCCUCCUGGGGGUAGACCCUGGCUUUAGACACGGCUGUAAGCUGGCAUUCCUCUCCCCUACUAGUCAAAUCCUCCAUACUGAUGUCGUUUACCUGCAUAAUUCACGCCAGCAAAAAGAAGCAGAAAAACUGCGCCAGCUAAUCGCAAAAUACAGCUGUACCAAAGUUGUGAUUGGCAAUGGGACAGCUUGCCGUGAAACAGAGUCCUUUUUUGCUGACCUCAUCUCCAGGCGCUUUUUUCACCCCUUGGAUGUGUCCUACUGUAUAACCAACGAAGCUGGAGCAUCCAUCUACAGUGUUAGUCCUGAGGCAGUGAAAGAGAUGCCAGACUUGGACCCUAACCUCAGGAGUGCAGUGUCUAUUGGAAGACGAGUCCAAGAUCCGCUGGCUGAGCUCGUAAAGAUUGAUCCUAAACACAUAGGCAUUGGAACGUACCAGCAUGAUGUGUCAGCUGGCGCUCUGAAGGCAGCACUGGACAGUGUGGUGCAGGAGUGUGUGAGCUUUGUGGGCGUGGACAUCAACAUCUGCUCCGAGACGCUGAUGAGACACGUAGCGGGCCUAAACGCGGGCCGGGCUCGAAGCAUUGCAGAGUGGAGAGAGCAGAAUGGUCCGUUCGUCAACAGGGAGCAACUGAAACUGGUCAAAGGCAUGGGGCCCAAGACGUACCAGCAGUGUGCUGGCUUCAUAAGGAUCAACCCUCAGACCCUCCACAGAGCUGCCGCCACACCUCAUCCGGUGCCCUCUCUGCCAGAGAAGCCAGCGGUGAAGAAGGGCAAAGGAAAGACUUGUGUCAACACGCCGGCCUCAUUUGACCCCCUGGACCAGACCUGUAUUCACCCAGAGUCCUACCACGUAGCACAGAGCUUUCUUUCCUUUGUGGGUGGGAGUGCAGACCAAAUUGGGACCGCUGGCCUGCAACAAAGUGUGGAGAGCAAGGUGAGCAGCAGCAGCGUCGAGGAACUAGCCGCUAUGGUGGGCACCACACCAGAGACCCUCAAGCUCAUCAUAGACGGCCUCACACAGCCUCCUGGGUUUGACAUACGACAAAAUUUCGGGCAGGCGGACUUUAAACAGGGGAUUGUGUCGAUGAGUGACCUGCGGGUGGGCAUGGUUCUGACGGGGCGGGUGGACAACACCACUCUGUUUGGGGCUUUUGUAGAUAUCGGUGUGGGACGAUCGGGCCUUAUACACAAGAGCAACAUCACCUUGGACAAGCUUCCGGUCAACCAACGCCGCCGCAGCCUGGCUCUGGGACCGGGGGAGCGGGUGGAAGUUCGGGUACUGAAUUUGGACCCACAGAGGGGACGUAUCGGCUUGGACCUAAUCAGACUUUUGCAGUAGGGUCAAUUAAGUUCAAUAACUACUGUAUGUAUUCAUAAGAACCACCCUUUCAGCCCCAUUAUUUCUAAUAGCCCUCUUAAAGUCUGUUACCUUAACUUGUUUCCAGCAUGUUCGGCUACAAUUGAGGCAAACCUUUGCAUGACAUAAUUUGAGUUGUGUUAAGAAGAAAUUCAUUUCUAAAGCACAUGUUGACUGUUCGUCAAAGGAUUCAACUUCUACUUCAAACUAGAUCAAAACAAGGGUUUGACAUUAAAUACUUGUUUGUAUAUGUCGUUUUCUUGAUGUGCAUUUUCUCUAAACAAAAACUCAACAGACUGCAGCAUGAGGUGGGACUAGCUGUGUGUGUGUGUUUGUGUGUGUAAAAAGUGAUGGAAGUUGUUUUUUCUUGAUUUUUUUUACAGACAACAGUAACAUUUGAAAUGAUAGCGAGGCAGAAUGGGGGUGGGUGGAGGCCGGAGGAGGGGGAGGCGGCGGCGGCAGUGUUUAGGCUGCAGUAAAGCCUGAAGGCUUUUUAGGCAUGGGCCCAGACACAAUUAUCUCAGGACACACACAAACACACUAAUCAGCUGCCUCAAAAUUAAUCCCAGACUCCCUAUCCACAUUAUCUAAUUUGUUUGUUUUUCUGGAACUGGAAUAAAUAAAAAAUACAUAAAAUAUGAUUCUGACACAGCCCGAGGUCCCCUGUGCUAAACCUUACACUGACUGCAGAAUACCUAAUCACUCCUCAAUAUCUUCCCUUGGGGGAACAAGUGGAAUGUAUUCUACACAAACAAAUACAAAGAGAUGUUGGAUCAAUAAUAAUCCAAACUGGCAGUUUGCUUAGUGUUGAUCUGAGAAAACUAAACAUGCUGGAUUCACAUUGUCUUAUUUUGCACAUUCAUUUCUCCAAUGUAAAUCUGUUUUUUUAAUCAAGGUGCCUUGAUUUUUAUUUGAUAACAUAAUAUUCUUACUUUUUUUAUAUACUGCAGGCUGACAUAGUCUUUUGAUGUCUCCAGUGCUUUUGCCACAGGGAUCAAACGUAUUUUCGUGGCGGACGCGGCUUCCCUCAGCAUCAUUCCUGAUUUUCCCGCCCUUAAUUUUCCUCCCUCCACUAAACGUGAGCACACAGAUGGGAGAGGCAAUCUGGCCGCCAGCUCCUGCUGCCCCUCGGGGUUUUUGUCAAACACUGACCAGUAAUGAGCAUGUGAUAAGAAGCAGCGUGGCUGCGGCGGCAGCGGUGCAGUCCUCUCGCGUCCCUUGCUGCACUGCUCCUCCGCCGUCGUGUGCGCGAGGAGCUCAGGUGCGUCCUGAGGUUCCGGUGAAAUGUGAACAAAAUUGGUGGCGGGCGAGGAAUAAAUGAAAGUCACACGCGCCAACGUUUUUGGCUACUUGUUGUUUCUAAGUUAUUACAGGAGAAGUUAGCGGAGACGAAUAUUCUAAGUGGUCGUGCAGGGCUGUCGCUCUUCAGCUUUUGUUCACGCUUCAGCUUUGGAGACACGCAUGGACAUAAAAUUAUCGUACCUUUUUCACACAGUAGCGGAGAGAAUUGUUCUCGCAGCAAGUGAACGUGUCCUGCAAAGCAGGCACUUAGUGGAGGGUGUAGCUUUCUCUGUUGACUUGCAAUUCGCUGAACCCCCUGUCCGUCUAAAGCACUGGGAUGCCAGACUGCUGCGAGUUCCCUGUCUAAUAUCAAAAAGCUUCUCCGUAGUUUUGUGCAUAAGGAGAAACGGUAGGACGGUAAUAACAGAGAGGUUUGUCCACUAUGUGGGCAGAAUGCGUCAAGGCACGCGAUUAGAUUAUGAGGCGUCUUGUGCCCAUUUCAAGCUGUCAGUGUUGGGCCCAUAAUGUGACGAAUAUACAGGAUUUAGCUGAGUUUUAGUGUAUAAUGACCUCCAGAUCUUGGAUGGGGGCAGGACGCAUGUAGUGUAUUUAGACCAUUGGUGAGAGAGAGUUUCUCCUCUCGUUCCAUCUAUUGCUCCAACACCUGUUCUCUCUGCUUCCUUUGUGUUCUUUGCCACAGUGUGAUUGCCAUGGUUAGUGCAGGUUCUCCUUCCAAGGAUUCAGAAUUCCAGGUUAGUGGUGGGACCACUGACAUCAAUACCACCUCCCUUUGGCUACAGGUCUAAGCUUUGUGAGGAAUAACAAUUCCUGUGGUGUACGAGCGUUUGUGCUCGCACUGGUGCCACAUUUUACUCACAUAUUCACUCAUCUGGUGACAGGCUCAACUUUGCAGUUUAGUGUUGUAAAUCUAGUUGUUUUUUCAACUCCCUGUACCUUCCAUUCUUUGUCUACGCACAAGGUAAGCUACAACUACUUUGACUUCUCUUGAAUUGACUAGCUUCUCCCGGUACCCUGUAUACACAACCAUAACCUGUGCAUUAAGUCUAAAUGGGAAAACUCUGAAUUAAUUUCAAACUAAAAAAAAAAUCUUUUUUUUUUAUUUUGUGUCAGGAAAACAGGAAAAACUCUUUGGCAUUGCUGGUGAAAAACAGGAGAAACGUAGAGGCAUGAGGGCAAAGAGGAGAUGGAUGAAUGGGGGCAGGAGAGAGGGAUGGAAUGAGACAGGAAAUGAAAGGCUUUCUCCGGUUUCACUCCCCGUGACCUCAUCAGUGUGAUCAUGGGUUUUAUGAGCGUUCCCUCUCGACGCCCACACACCACCUCACACGUGCCAGGACACACACACACACACACACACACACACACACGGGCCGUGUAUUUUGUCGCCUGGCUCAGAGACAAACACGCAUUACACUGUAUGUGUUUUUGUCUCUCUGUCUGUUCGUUUUCCCACACACUCUUUGUCAAUCUUCACGUACUUCAUCACACACCAGGACACAUGACAAGGCCGGCACUUACCUUGUCACUGACACACACAAAACCUGAGAAGAAAAGGAAUUAUUUGUAUUUUGCAGGAGUUGCAAAAUGGCCUUCGCAAGCAAAUUAUGGCUGUGAAAUGAAAUAAGCCACAGUGAAGCACUGCAGAUAUUCCUGUGGAACAGAUUAUGUGACUGUGGCUGUAUGAGCUUCCAAACACUUUUCCCAGUAAGGGAAAAAGAUAUUUUAGUAAAUGAGCAAGUACCUUAAUAGAAACCGUUUCAAGCAGCAUCACUACUUACAUCCAAACAGAGUAAUACUAUGAAUAUAAAUGUAUAUAAGUAGAGAAUGGCAGCUAAGUAGUGAAGCCUGGGUAAAUAUUAUUAACCAGACAUCCACUAUGACAAAAAAAGGGACAUAUGAUGUUAUAUUGCACUUUACGCUGUUUGGCAUCACUGCAAAACUUAAACACUCUAAGAGAGAGAAACAAAAUGUAAGAAUGCUGGAAAAAAUUUGAGAACCAAAGACAAGCCUAUAAACAAAGUAGGUUGAGUUAAUUCGCCUCCAAAGUUAAGAUGUCAGGAUGAGUAUUUAUUCACUCCAUGAAUGCCUUCAUAUUUACAUUAUAUAGCAAAUGGUUAAAAUGAUGAGGACUUUACUUAGUUAUAAGCUGGUGCUUGAAGUUAAUAUUUGUGCCUUUCAGUUCCAUCCUAGUACCACAUUUGUUAUGUAUUAUUUUAAUAUCGAAGUUAUUACUUAAACUUAAACAUUCAUGUCAAUAGUCUUCCACUUACACCGAGGCCCCAUUAAACACAAGCAUACAUUAUGCUGAAUUGGAACACCUGGGUAUCUCCACAUACACAAGUGCCCCCAAUGCAACACAGUGAGAUCUGUUCAGGGACAACAGGGCCUCUUCCUGUUCCCUGGUCAUGACCGUAGUCGGUGGCUAGUGAUUGACAGCUGAAUGUUUGGGUUAGGCCGCCACCUCUGGGGAUUUGCUCUUGGCCAAAGCUUCAUACAUAGAAUACUGGUGCGAUUGCUCUGACACAGACUCACGGUGUCAAGCAUGUGUGUUCACACACAAACAUAAAGCCAUAGUGUCCCAGCACACAUUUACAGAGUGCAUGAGCAUAUCCCAUCUUGAAGUAUCUCAUGUUCGUCCCACAGGGACCCGGGUCUGAGACCAUAGCAACCUUGUGUCAGAGGGCGAAGGAAGUUGAAGCUUAGCGGGAAUUCGCUCACACUUAAAUUUGGUUUAGCUUUACAAUAAAGCAGAGAGCCUCUUUGUUUUUGUACAUUUCCUCUGGAUUAGGAUUUUGUCCCCUUUUUUUUAAGAAGCUCUGAGGCUUUUGUUGAAUUGUCAGAUCAUUCAUAUAAGAAACUAUGAAAAUUAUUCAUCACCUCAUUCAUAUAACAUAAUUUUAUAGAUGUUCCUUUGACCUUUUUAUAGUUGUUCUUCAAACCCAUACAAAACAAUGAACCCAGUCUGUCUGUACAAAAGAUCAGAAAGUGGUGGUCAUGAUGCUAAUGCUGUGGUUUCAUAACCAUUAGCAGUGUGUUGUUAGUGCAGCUGUUGCCGUACGAAGGGCCAUGUCGCAUGCCCAGCUUUAGUAGAUGCAGGUCCCUGCAGUUGUUGUUUGUUUAGCUGUGUUUCAAAAAGCCAUUAAUACCUAGGCUAAAGAGUGCUGCCAGUAGCACUCUCACACGGGAGCAACUGCCUUCACACAAACACAAACAACUCAUGAAUUUACGCUCGUAACCUGGAGGUAAUGGUGUGAUGCACCUUUCUUCAGUUUGCCAGUAGCUGUUUUGUUGAAUGCACUUGUAAAAGAAACAUUAUAGCAAUACCUUUAGAAAGAAACUGCUGACAAGGCAUUUGGAUAUAGUUUUGGUGCAAUUGUUUCUCUAAGCACUAAACUAAUUUCUUUGUCCCAUACUAUUAAUUUAUCAUUCAGGCACUAUUUGUACAGCAAAAAGAGUGCAGUGCAUCACAAGAUAUUUUCAACUUCUAAGCCUAAAUUACCAUCCAGGGAGGAGGAUUAUCAAACUGUCCAUCUGGUCCAGCGCUGCAAAGCUUGUAAAUCAGAGAUAAAGACAAAGGUAAUGGUUGAAAUCCUGGUGUUUCACAGAUACAGUACAACACUAUUGCCUUGCUGGUUGGAGACGCCUUAAGCGUCUAAUUGGACAUAUUUUUGCCUAACUGACUAUUGAUUUCUACUGUUUGUUUGUUUUUUUUCGUUUUUUUUUUACCGAUUUUUCCUCUAAGCACAGCACAAAUCAUCACACAGAGACAUGUCGCUCAUCUGGUGAGUGAUAUAUCUCGUGCCCACUGUAGCUGCAUGGGUAGAACAGCUUGCGAACCCCCACAGGUCUAAAAACGCAGAACUCCACGCAGCGAAUACACACAACAGGGGUGACUGCUCUUCUGAGCCGCAUCAUUCACAGACGCCUUAAAACAACCAGGCUUCUGGUCAUUCCAUCAUUAUACCUUCACAGGUAUGAGGGCAGAUGUUAAUCAGCUUUUUUGGCUAUAUUUAUCUUAAAACAAAAGGUUUGCACAGAGGCAUGUCAUGUAUUUGGUAACUUAGGCACAGAGUCAGCCUCCCACCAGACAGGAAACCAUAGAAGUCUGUUUGGCCUUGUGUCCCUCAGGCUAUGUCCAAUUGUUUUUGUUUGUUUAUUCCCCCCCAUCUUGUUUCCUGUGCAGUGAUGAAGCUUUGGAAAUAUUAUUAUCUCAAAGGGAAAACAAGUGUUUUAUGAUCAGUGAAGAGAACAGAGCAGUGCACAUGGAUUUCUGCACCAAAGGUUUUCCUUUAAUAUUAAAACGUAUACCACAAGGAAAAAGAUGGGGCUAUUUUUAGAAACCUGGCUUGGAUUACUCCUGUAAUCUUUGUUAUCACUAGUCUGCCAUCGUCUCAAACAUUUUUUUUUUCUGCUUCCCACAAUGUUUUACCACGAGACAUGUGCCAAGGAACAAGGACCAAGACAGAGUUAUAAAUAGGACAGUACCAAGUUACAUUACCACCAACAAUUAGGAACAUGCAAAAAUAUUUUCAUGCAAAUGUCCAAACUUUGACCACAAUACUUCAAAUGAAUGUACUUCUGCUGAAUAAGUGGGACAAAUAAGGACACACACACAAAAUCACUUAUGUUUAAUGUUUUCUGUGGUCAGCCAGUAAUAAUAUGAAUCUUUCUUAGUGAAACCAGAGCUGGUCAGAUUUUUCUGUUUAGUUCCAAAAUAAAUCUUGUCAAUUAUG
Molecule: messenger RNA, 9218 nt
Organism: Betta splendens (Siamese fighting fish)
Lineage: Eukaryota; Metazoa; Chordata; Actinopteri; Anabantiformes; Osphronemidae
Gene: srbd1
Product: S1 RNA binding domain 1
Exons: 21
Coding region: 139-3168 (1009 amino acids)
Biological process (GO): translation; nucleobase-containing compound metabolic process
Molecular function (GO): mRNA binding; structural constituent of ribosome
Source: RefSeq, a predicted model, not a curated record